CACACACAGGGUGUUUCAAACCCCCCGUACUAUCUAUUUAAAAUAAAGGGAUCAACAUUUUAUUAAAAAUUCAAAACAUUUUUUCACUAAGUUGAGCACGCUCUAUUAAAUAGUGCUAUAUUCAACUUUCAGUAUUGAUCGGAAGUGGAUUGUUUAUACCGGAAAUUUAGUUUUUUAAAUGGAAUACUAUUUUUUUUGCAGAUUCAGAUUCUACGGUGAAAAAAAGAAAACUUAUGUUUGAAACAUUUUUUUCCGAAAAUGUGUCCACUGAUCUUGAAAUGACAUUGAAACUUUAUCAGCUCUCUUAAGGGAGAUUUCUACCUUGUUGGAUCAAAAAAAUUAAUUUUUUUUACAUAUUCUUAAAUAUUGUACUUUCAAAAAUAUGUGGUAAAAAUUUCAAGUCAAAAUUCCAAAAAUUGAUCGAGUUACAGCCUGUUGAAAAGUCAGGUAGUCUUGCGGAGCGCUAGGGCGGAGCGCUGCGGCUUAUAUGCGUGUCGCCCUCUUUGCAGCUGCUCUAUUAUUCUUUUGUUAUAUUUCUACAUGACCACCGUUAGGACGUUAGCCAGGUCAUUUUCUUCAUUUUUAUUUCAGUAUACUUCGAAACGUUGAAGUGGAAGGACGUUCUUCAAGUUUUCGAUUAUUUACAAUUAUUUUUUCGGUUUUGCAUUAUGUUCGUUAAUACGAAAGGAAGUAAAGCAAGUAAUGUGCGGCCUGGACAUAAAUGCAAGAGAAGAAAAUUUUAUGGAAAUCGACAUACAAAUGAAACAGAGGUGUCGUUCGCUAGUACUUCCGCAAAAAAACUGAAGAAUAAAGACGAUUUUGAAAUCACAAUCGAUGCCAUGCAUGGAUAUCGAAUUAUACACUUCUUGUUUGUUUUUAAUAUACUGAAAACUUUACUGAAAUGUAAAAAAUGUGACAGUGAUGUAAAUUUUUAUGUGAGAGGAGAACAAGGUUUGGGAUUUAAAAUUGUUGUUGAUUGCGAUUGUGACUCAACUGAAAUUGAUUCUUGUCCCAAAAUAAACAAUAAAUCGUUUGAAAUAAAUCGACGAAUAGUUUUUGCAAUGUGUCUCAUUAGAGUUGGAUUACAAGGUAUCAAUACUUUUUGUGGUUUGAUGGACUUAGGUCAAGGACUAACGACCAAUAUUAUGCAUGCCUUGAAAACAUCUGGACUGCCAGUUUAUGAUAUUGUCAUACUAAAGGCAGCAUCAGAAGAGAAGGAAAAAAAUACUGAAACAGGAAAUGAACCUUUGCACUUAACUGUCUCGGGCGAUGGAACAUAGAGUAAAAGAGGCUAUUCGUCAUUGUUUGGAGUUGUCACGUUAAUUGGAAAGUAUUCAGAUAAAGUUGUGGAUUUGAUCGUCAAGUCUACUUUUUGUCAGGCUUGCAAUUAUUGGCAAAAGAAAAACGAUGAGGAAUUUGAAGCGUGGUAUGAAGACCAUGAAGAACAUUGCGUAAGCAAUCACACUGAGAAAAUGGAAGUGGAUGGUGUGGUCGAAAUAUUUGCGAGAUCUGAGACACUUCAUAAAGUCAAAUAUAUUAAUUAUAUCGGUGAUGGUGACACAAAAACAUUCAAGGCGCUCUUAGACAGUAAGCCGUAUGGAGAUGAACUUCCAAUUACAAAAAAAGAGUGCAUUGGACAUGUAAAAAAACGUAUGGAUUCUCGACUGAGAGCCGCUAAGAAAAACAAUAAAGGACUUGGUGAUAAGGGUCCUGGAAAAUUAACUGAUGCCUCAAUAAAUGACUUAUCGACAUACUACGGUUUAGCAAUAGUCCGUAAUUCUGAUUCUGUCGAUGCUAUGAAAGAUGCAAUAUGGGCUACUUUUUAUCACAAGUGCUCGACGGAUGAGAAUCCACAACACGAUAAGUGUCCGCCCGAUGAAUCAUCAUGGUGUAAAUGGAAACAAGCCGAAGCUAAUAACGUUUUGUUAGAAUAUAAACAUCCAGCUCCACUUACGUCACAGGUCCAAGAAGUCAUUCGAUCUAUUUAUGAGGAUUGUCGGAUGAUUUAUUGAAACGAUGUUUAGGUGGCCACACUCAAAACAACAACGAGUGUCUCAACUCUUUGAUUUAGACUUUUGCAUCGAAACACAUAUUCUGCACAAGAAAAACUAUUGAAAUUGCAUUAUUUAUUUUUGGCAGCAUGCAUUUCCAAUGAAGGUUUUAAUUCUGUGCUUCGAAUAAUGGAAGCCAUGGGAAUUAAGAUUGGGAUGAAAGCGUCAAUAAUGGCUACCAGACGAGACAAUAAACGGAUAAGAAACGCUGACAAACGUGCUCUACAAACUUCAAAAGAAGCCCGAUCUGCCCGUCGAUUGAAGAUUGCAACAAAAAACGAGCUAUAUAAAGAGGAAGAGGAAGUACUAUACGGUCCUGGGAUCGCUGACUAGCUGUAAGUACUACUUAA
Messenger RNA from Odontomachus brunneus, 2401 nucleotides. RefSeq lists its product as uncharacterized. Lineage: Eukaryota; Metazoa; Arthropoda; Insecta; Hymenoptera; Formicidae. The transcript has 2 exons. The record is from RefSeq and is a predicted model, not a curated record. Bases 1473 to 2012 code for a protein of 179 amino acids.